Molecule: messenger RNA, 1234 nt
Organism: Xiphophorus couchianus (Monterrey platyfish)
Lineage: Eukaryota; Metazoa; Chordata; Actinopteri; Cyprinodontiformes; Poeciliidae
Product: SUN domain-containing protein 3-like
Exons: 9
Coding region: 172-1170 (332 amino acids)
Cellular component (GO): meiotic nuclear membrane microtubule tethering complex; nuclear envelope
Molecular function (GO): protein-membrane adaptor activity
Source: RefSeq, a predicted model, not a curated record
AUCCACUGAAGAAAAUAGUUCCACAGCACAUUUGAAUAAGGAGGACUAUAUUUAUCUAUUUUCAUUGAGAACGUUUGUGAGUGCUACAUCGAUUUUACAUUUGUUAAACCGAUGUAGCACUCUCAAAAUUAAUCUUGUGUUUCUCGGAAAACGUAAAAUUGAUAACUGCGGAUGGAUAUGCGGUUUCAAAAUCAAGCGUAUUUUCUUCAGCAGUCCGUUGGCGCGGAGUCUGCAGGUUGGCUGUGCUACGAAAUAAUCUCUAUAUUGAAACGAAGCCUUCGUUUAAUGAGUAAUGGAUACUACGACUGUAAUCGGGAACCAACAGUUUCCUACCGAGAGACGAGAGUCAGGAGUAGGACAAAAAGACGCCCAGUUUGCAGUAAAAUGCAAGAUAACCACCAAGAGAAUGAUAAGCUUUUCACUGUAAAAGAUGGGAUUAUCAGUCCGUUACAACGUAAUGGGAUCAUCUUUGUCAUCUUGCUCUUGUCUGGAUGUAGCUGCAUAUUUUCUGCUCUGCACUUAAGACCUUCAGAGUCAAUAGUUUUAGUAACUCCAGUGGACAUGGAUCAAGAAAAGCUCCCAGAGGGUUUCCACGAAGAUCUGCAGGAGAUGAUGCAGAAACUCGACUACCUUCUACCACCAGCGGAUCUGUUGCCCAACUUUGCUCUGGAGUCUCAAGGUGCCAGACUUGUGGACACGAUGACCUCAGAAGCAUUUGAGAGCAACAGACCAUGUAGAUUCUUUGGGAUGCCUUUACAAGAAGAACCCAUAGGCCCAAACAUUGUCAUUCAGGGAAGAACUCAUCUGAAUCCUGGACAAUGCUGGGCCUUUGCAGGAUUCCCAGGACGUUUAUCCGUCCAACUGUCCCAUAAAGCCACUGUCUCUCAUGUGUCGCUGGGUCAUAUUCCUAAAAUGAUAUCCCCAUCUUCCACAGUCUCCAGUGCUCCGAGGGAAUUCUCUGUCUAUGGAAAGAAGGACAUAAACGAUGAGGAGAGUUUCUUGGGAGCUUUCCAAUAUGAAGAAGAUGGCAGCAGGAUACAAACCUUCAAAAUUCCUGAUUAUAAAAUUGACUCCUUCACCCAUGUGAGCCUACAGGUGAACAGCAACUGGGGCCAUCCAGACUACACAUGCCUCUAUAACUUUAGAGUGCAUGGAGAACGUGCUGCAUGAAGAGGACACCGUCUUUCAUAUAUGUAUUGUAUUUGUUUAAUGUUUAUUUAAUUUAGCAAAAAUA